AUGAUGCUUCGGAACUCUCUUGUCGCGGCGAUACUGCUUCUCUCCCCGGCUGCCAUCAGUGCCGCCCGGUACCGCCUUCGCACGACGACCUACUCGAUGACUCUUGCCACCAGUUUGGAUCUGAAGAAUGAGAAUUGCCGCAAGAAUUUUGGAAACGAUGCGGUUUUGUUGGAUAUGAAGACGGUAGGGGACCAAUUCGACAACGUGGACGAUUUCAACGAAGCCUUGGCAUCCGUCUUUUUCAACAAACCCACCAGUUCCUUUAUGGUCACUUACGAUGGCACCGAUGUUCCUCCGGGAGAAAACCAUGACAACAAGUGCUACGUGGUCCGGACCACGGGUACGUCCAGUAUUGACACGUAUGGAAAAGCCCGCGUUAUGGUGAACGAACACGAAGCUCCCAUUCUCUGUGUCGUACCCACCGAGGGAGAUACAACGCCCAAAGCAUAUGUUCCCAAAGAAAAAAGCAGUGGCAGUGGCAACGAGAAGAAGAGUCGCGGCAUUUGGAUGAACACGUCCAUUCUAUUGGUCGUCUUGGGAGCUUUUUUUGUCGUCAAGAGACGUAACAGUGGGGGCAUGCCCUCCUUCUCCGAGGCAUACUACAAUAUUCUGGAUGGCAAGGCCCGUGGACCCGUCUCGGCCACGGAUGGGUACCGGUCGUAUGAGGGACACGACUUGGGUGCCCAUUUGACGCAAGGAUGUGAAUUGUCCUACAAUCCUGCCGUGCAAGGGUUGGUGUGA
Molecule: messenger RNA, 741 nt
Organism: Seminavis robusta
Lineage: Eukaryota; Bacillariophyta; Bacillariophyceae; Naviculales; Naviculaceae
Source: the annotation of a GenBank genome assembly